CCCGCCCCAUAUAGAAUCUCCAGCCAGAUUUUCUCUCAUACAAGAUUCCAACCACCACUUUCUAGGAUUUCGAUUCUUAACCCGAAAGAAAAACAAAAUCCCAUUUUCCGUACAACCUUACUGUGUUUUUCUUUAUUAUUCCCAAUAAAGAAAAUCAAGAAAGAAAAGCUUUUCCUUGGAAGGACUAUAUAGUUUGAUUUUUCUUUUUCUUUCUAAUAUUUAUUAUUGCAUGCAGCUCUAUAAAUUCGAACACUUUGGAUAAUCAUCUGACUUGUAAAACACAUUUCUUUGGAGUUUUGUGUUGAAACUUUCUCAUUCUGACAAAUUUGGUGAAUCUAAAUUAAAAAUCCCAUUAAGAAUUGAGAAGAAAGUUUUUGUUUUUACAAAGAAAUGGGUAUAAAGGCAAAUGGGUUUGUGAAAGGUUGUCUAUCUGAGGAAUUGAAGAAGCUAAUUCGAUCUGUGGCUUUUUCCAACUAUGGUGAUGUUCUUGAUGAUACAGAUUUAUUGCAGAUCGUUCCUUUGAAAGGGGCUAUGACUAAUGAGGUUUUUCAGAUAACUUGGCCAACAACACAUAUAGAUUGUUCUAGGAAAGUAUUGGUCAGAGUUUAUGGUGAAGGAGUUGAUGUUUUCUUCAAUAGGGAAGAUGAAAUCCGUACCUUUGAAUACAUUUCCAAACACGGUCAAGGACCUCGUCUUCUUGGGAGAUUCUCAGGUGGAAGGAUAGAGGAGUUUAUUCAUGCCAGAACUCUUUCAGCUGCUGACCUUCGUGACCCCGAAAUAUCUGCACUUAUAGCAUCUAAACUGAAAGAGUUUCACAGUAUAGAGAUGCCAAAUUCAAAGAAUGUGCAUCUUUGGAACACAUUGAGGAAAUGGCUUCCUACAGCAAAGAGUUUGUGUACCGAAGAAGACACUAAAGAAUUCUGCUUGAAUAAUCUGGAGGAGGAAAUCGAUAUGCUCGAGAAAGAAUUGUAUAAUGAUUCUCAAGAAAUUGGGUUUUGUCACAAUGAUUUGCAGUAUGGCAACAUAAUGAUGGAUGAAGAAACGAGAUUAAUCACCAUUAUCGAUUACGAGUACUCAAGUUACAAUCCCGUCGCUUAUGACAUUGCAAAUCAUUUCUGUGAAAUGGUAGCAAAUUACCAUUCAGAUACACCUCAUGUUUUGGAUUAUAGCAAGUAUCCAGAUCUGGAAGAGCGCCAAAGAUUUGUCCGGAUGUAUCUGAGCUCUGCAGGCUAUGAACCUAGUGACACUGAAGUAGAACAGCUAAUCAAUGAUGUGGAGAAAUACACUUUAGCAAACCAUAUCUUUUGGUGCUUGUGGGGAAUCAUUUCAAAUUAUGUGAAUGUAAUUGACUUUGACUACAUGGAGUAUGCAAGACAGAGGUUUCGACAGUAUCGGUUGAGGAAGCAAGAAUUGCUGGGCUCGUCGGGUGUUUCUCCUUAAUGGAUACUUAAGAAAGGAAGCUUCCCAGUAGCCAAUUUCAAGGGUUCUGAUAUAUGAUAGUGUGAUAGCAUAGUAUGAUGAGGCUUGUAAAUAAAACCCACUUCUCUUUUCUGGGCAAUGACUGUAAAUUUGUUAAGGUUUUUUUGCAAUGUUUCUAUGGCAUCAUAUGUUUUUUGUUUUGACAAUAUAUAUUAUUUUAUAAAAGCAAUUAUUAUUUCAACAAA
Molecule: messenger RNA, 1664 nt
Organism: Cannabis sativa
Lineage: Eukaryota; Viridiplantae; Streptophyta; Magnoliopsida; Rosales; Cannabaceae
Product: probable choline kinase 2
Exons: 8
Coding region: 391-1440 (349 amino acids)
Biological process (GO): phosphatidylethanolamine biosynthetic process; phosphatidylcholine biosynthetic process
Cellular component (GO): cytoplasm
Molecular function (GO): ethanolamine kinase activity; choline kinase activity
Source: RefSeq, a predicted model, not a curated record